AUGCCGACACCAAGUGACGAUACCCAUCCGCCCGCGCCUGUCGACUUCACCACCUCAGAACAGAACAAUUUCGCCAGCUGUCCUCCUGAAGAGCGGCGCGAACGCUAUGCGCCACGCGACGCGCGAGUAGAACACACCGAACCGCGCAUACCAUCAUCAGCUGCCGAGACCGGAAGUGAUGGCCCGGAAGGAGACGAGCGCAUGAGCCAGCCUUUGCCAGCAGAAAGAGUUGCCAGGGUAGAAUCGAAUGGGGCUGAUCGGACAGAAGAGCAGGUCAGAAAAGGCGAGCACAUCGAAGACGCUGGGAUAUGCGUGGAACCACCGAGUCCCGUUGGCUCUCCCGAUGCUCCAAGCGACAGCGAUGCUCGACUAGCACAAUCAUUGGCGCAGUCGAUGUCGACCGCUGCGAUAUCACCAGGAACCCCGCCGCCGCAGUACCUUCACUUCCCAGAGCUAGAGAUGAACAGGCACGUCUCACCGACAUCGACAACAUCGUUUUUGAGGCCGGGGAGCAGGUUCAGAGGGACUCAACAAUCAGACCGUCAGGUGUAUGAUGUUCAAGUCGAAUUGAAGGACGUCAAUCUGGCAGAGUCGUUUCUUUGCGGCUACCUACGUAUACAAGGUCUCACCGACGACCAUCCAACACUUACGACAUUCUUCGAAGGCGAAGUGAUUGGUCCCAAAUACCUCUUCAAGACGGACCAUAAAUCAUGGGGCAGCAAUGAGAAAGUCGAUCUUCAACAUUGGGCCCGUUUCCCUGCGUGGCGACCACUGGCAAAGUCAGCAAAAUCGCCCAAUUUCACACUCAAGAACUACCAGCAACGAGAACAUCUCUUCAUGCGCUGGAAAGAGUACUUCCUCGUGCCGGACCAUCGUGUCAAGACCAUCACUGGAGCCAGUUUCGAGGGCUUCUACUACAUAUGCUUCAACCAAUGUUCCGGCAGCGUAAGCGGCAUCUACUUCCACGCGAAGAGCGAGAAGUACCAACAGCUGGAGCUUCGACAUGUGGAAGACAAAGGCUGCAUACCGGCCGUGGAGUUCCGGUGA
Messenger RNA from Zasmidium cellare ATCC 36951, 1047 nucleotides. RefSeq lists its product as uncharacterized. Bases 1 to 1047 code for a protein of 348 amino acids. The record is from RefSeq and is a predicted model, not a curated record. The transcript has 3 exons. NCBI's taxonomy places the organism in Eukaryota, Fungi, Ascomycota, Dothideomycetes, Mycosphaerellales, Mycosphaerellaceae. Gene Ontology annotation, biological process: negative regulation of gluconeogenesis; protein catabolic process in the vacuole; proteasome-mediated ubiquitin-dependent protein catabolic process. Gene Ontology annotation, cellular component: GID complex; extrinsic component of membrane.